UGCUGCUUAGAAUCUGGCUCAUUGUAAUUUCAAUAGGCUUAAUUUUACCACUUAUGUGGCUUCCACUUUGUGUCCAGCGUAAGCUCUAAAACGACGCUAGCGCAAAGAACAUGGUGGAGACGCUGGUAGUUAAAAUUUUUGUUUAUUGCGGUUGUUUGACGCUAAUAGAAGGGAAUUCUUGGCCUUUCCCAAGGAAGGCUCACAGCAUGAAAAAGCUUUUUUCUACGAAGGAUCCCAUAUGGACACACACGACAUCUGGAAACACCAAUAUAAGAUGUUUAGUGGACAAGGUUAACGAAAUGGAAACGAAGUCCGUACUCUUCACACGAUCUUGCUACAACCAGAAAUAUAAGGUGUCUAGAAUGUUUAAAGGAAUAUUUGAUAAAGACCGCAAAAAGAAUAUGGACGUCAUAAAUUUAGGGAGGGGAAUGAGCUUUCAAGAGGAUCUGCUGUUCGCGACUGACGACUACAGAUGCGCAGUGAUUAUGGUCACGACCACUGUUUGCGGUAGGCAUCAUACGUAUGACCUACGAAUCAGGGGCGCUUAUGUUAUACUUCGACCUCCGGCAACGUGCCUCGAAGAAUACCUGAAGUACGAAAAGCAUGGAAAAGUAAUAUAUGAGCCAAACUGCCCAAGCAUACUUAAGAGACAGCAGAAGACGGCGUUGUAUGAACCACAAAGAGAUCGCUGCGGAAAUCGCAAUAACUGAUGCAGGUAUCAUUGGGGAUCAUCACAAACUUUUAUGGAGGUAGUCACAACUGCGAGCGUGAAAAUACGCACGUUAGCAGGCAAUCACAUUUAUAUAUCCUGGUA
This is a messenger RNA of Rhipicephalus microplus (southern cattle tick), 814 nucleotides long. RefSeq lists its product as uncharacterized. The record is from RefSeq and is a predicted model, not a curated record. Lineage: Eukaryota; Metazoa; Arthropoda; Arachnida; Ixodida; Ixodidae.